AAAAACAACAACAGAUGCUUCUUGGCUGUCCAGCAAAAUGCAGCAACUGUGCACAAGAUGAGCUAUUAUCCAUCUACAGUGUAUCACUAUGUUGUUGACAAAUCAAUGGCUCUGACAGUGAUGACUGUGUGUGUUACAGUAAAGCACUCAGACUGUCUCCCUGCCUGCCCGCUGUGGAGACCUCAGCACGGGAGCACUCCAGGUAUCAAAAUUUAACGAUGAGAGUGCGGUAGCCAUAAUCUGAUCCACACGUUUUUAUGAAUGUAUGACUCACGCGUACUAAGGCUAAGGGCCGCCGAAGAGCCCAAACACAUUCAGGAGAUCCAUCCAUGGAGGAACCAAGGCAAAGGGAUGGUCAGGGUGAAAAGAGACUGGAUCAUCCCUCCAAUCAGAGUUCUGGAGAACAGCAAGCAAGUCCCAGAAAACCUCGUCCAGAUCAAGUCUGAUAAAAUCUUCACAGGAGAAGUGAUCUACAAAUUAGAGGGUCCGGGCGUGGAUCAGGCGCCCAAGAAUUUCUUUGAGAUUGAUGACAAAACAGGAAUGAUCAGAAGCAAGCGUCCUCUGGACAGAGAGAAGUACAGCAGCUUCACGCUGAAAGCCUUUGCGCUCUCACCCAGUGGAGAGAGACUGGAGAACCCGACCACCAUUGAAAUUGUGGUGCUGGACCAAAAUGACAACAGACCUGCCUUUACACAGAAACAGUUUACUGGUGCUGUGUCUGAGUUUUCGGUCCCAGGUACAUCCGUGAUGUCAGUGACGGCCACAGAUGCAGAUGACCCAACUACCGAAAACGCUUUUCUCAGCUACUCUAUCAUUGGCCAGGAAAGCAUCCCAGCCAACGCCGUAACCAAGACCAUGUUUGGCAUAAACAACGAGACAGGAACCAUCUACACAAGAGAUGUAGGCCUUGAUCGAGAGGUAGUGAAGACCUUCAAGCUCAAGCUCCAGGUUGCUGACAUGGGUGGCAUGGGGCUGACGAGUGAGGGUGUGGCCAUCAUUCAUGUGUCUGACAUCAACAAUCACGCCCCGCAGUUCAGCCCUAACUCGUACAAGAUGACAGCCGUGGAGAACAGGAGGAACUAUGAGAUUGGUCGUGUCAAUGUGACAGACAUUGAUGACCGCGGAACAGGAAACUGGGAGGCGAGAUACUUCAUCUCAAAUGACCCUUACAGAAACUUUGCCAUCACUACAGACGCUGCCACCAAUCAGGGCAUUCUGAUGGUGGUCCAGCCCUUGGAUUAUGAGGCCCAGAUUGAGUACACUUUGAUUCUGGCAGUGGAGAACAUCAAUCCUCUGAGCAGCAAGGCUCCCAACUUGCCAGUGAGUACAGCCACAGUGUUGGUCACAGUCGUCAAUGAAAAUGAAGCACCGCGUUUCAGGGAAGACCCAAUACAGAUCGCAGUACCGGAGUCCGUAGCUCCUGGAACACUACUGAAAAGCAACAUCGCGUUUGACCCUGAUAAUUCUGACCUGAGGUAUGAGAUAAGUAGAGAUCCUGAAAGAUGGCUGGAGAUCAACAGAAAUACAGGAGAAAUUACUGCGAGGAGAAGCUUUAAUAUGCGAUCACAACAUGUUAGAAACAACAUCUACGCCGCUAUUGUCAAGGUCACAGAUGCUGGUGGCGUGUCCACUACUGCCACUGUGGCCAUUACCCUGACGGAGAUCAACGACUUCCCCCCACAUCUCUUCCCCCUGAGCGGCACUGUAUGCAGGGAUACACGAAGGGUGAUUUCGGGACUGGUCCUGACUGCUGAGGAUGAUGAUCUUCCACCACAAGCUGCACCCUUCAUCUUUGAAAUGCCCCUUGAUGUGUCCGUCAACUGGACUGUCAUUCAAGUCAAUGACACUCAUGCAGUACUGCAGCCUCUGGUUGAACUGGAAGACGGACAAUAUGCAGUCACAGUGAUGGUGUCAGACUCUGGAAGCCCACCUUUCAGCGCUUACUCUCAGAUCAACGUCACGGUGUGUCUCUGUGACGCAUUUGGCGACUGUAAGUCCGAGGCGGGGGCGGUAUUUGCCUCCAGCGUGGGGAUCAGCUUCAUCGCUCUCAUUAUCAUCAUGGCCAGUAUCGCCCUCCUUCUGUUGCUGCUCCUCUUGGCUGUGGUGGUGACCUCUUGUGGGAGACGGCAUCAUAUCAAGAAGGGAACCGGUCUGCUUGUGGGGGAUUCGGAAGAUGACAUUCGGGACAAUGUCCUCAACUACAAUGAGCAAGGAGGGGGUGAGGAAGAUGAGAAUGCCUUCAACAUCGACCUGCUGUGGAGUCCCCUUGAUGCGCCCACAACGCCAACGUCCUACUACCCAGCAUCUGGUGUUCCUCGAGGCAAACAGCCUGUCAGAAAAGAUGCACCACAUAACCUGCCGUCACCCACCUACCCUCGGAGGCCCCCAGCAGAUCCCACGGACAUUGAGGACUACAUCAGCGAUGGACUGGAGGCGGCAGACAAGGAUCCCAACGUUCCUCCGUACGACACAGCCCUGAUCUACGACUACGAGGGAGAGGGCUCUCUAUCAGGCAGCCUCAGCUCCAUUGCGUCCGGCAGCUCCGAUGGAGACCAGGACUACGACUACCUCAACGACUGGGGACCACGCUUUCAGAAACUGGCCAACAUGUAUGACCCACGUUAGGGUGGAAGGUGACCUUUAGCGGCUGUAAGGAACAGUUCAUGCUUUUAGGGUGUUUCACUGGACACGUAUGAGACGUUAAUAUCCAUCACUGUGUGCCAAAAAGUGCUAUGCAGGACCGCUGGUCUUAAAGAGUUUGUGAGGUAGUACAGUUGAAAGUAUUUGGAUAUUACUACAAGUAAAACACUAUGGACUUGUUAAAACCUUGACAAGGGUGCUCAGGAAAUGAAGAAAGUAGGAAGGAGCUAUGCAUGCUGCAAGGCAAACUGAAUGUGUUGAUUGUCUAAAUGUACUUCUUUUUUUAUAUACAGUAUGUGAUUAUUUUAUAAGAUGUAUUUGCUUUGUUGUUCUUUGCUUGAUCCUAAAUCCUCCAUUCCACCCAUUGUCAUACAUUUUAAACGAAAUAUCACCACAAAAAACUAAAACUGUCAGUUUAUGUGGGGCUGAAGGAGGUGUUGUGUUUGGACUUUUCUUGUGUCGAUACCAAAUAAAUUAAAGUAUUGUAUUUGUUAUUUUGAAAUAUGUUACCCAUCAAACAAAACAGCAGGUUUGCUCUUGAUUUUGUAUUUCACUCAUAUACUUAAUGAAAGAUCAUUUCACACUGUAAAGCACUAUUUAAAUAA
Dunckerocampus dactyliophorus (ringed pipefish) is the source of this 3245-nucleotide messenger RNA. It is a transcript of the gene cdh15, whose product is annotated as cadherin 15, type 1, M-cadherin (myotubule). The record is from RefSeq and is a predicted model, not a curated record. Gene Ontology annotation, molecular function: calcium ion binding; cadherin binding. Gene Ontology annotation, biological process: cell-cell junction assembly; calcium-dependent cell-cell adhesion; multicellular organism development. The transcript has 15 exons. Bases 262 to 2625 code for a protein of 787 amino acids. Lineage: Eukaryota; Metazoa; Chordata; Actinopteri; Syngnathiformes; Syngnathidae. Gene Ontology annotation, cellular component: catenin complex; plasma membrane; adherens junction.